Molecule: messenger RNA, 4332 nt
Organism: Leucoraja erinaceus (little skate)
Lineage: Eukaryota; Metazoa; Chordata; Chondrichthyes; Rajiformes; Rajidae
Gene: wdr19
Product: WD repeat domain 19
Exons: 37
Coding region: 85-4116 (1343 amino acids)
Biological process (GO): intraciliary retrograde transport; cilium assembly
Cellular component (GO): cilium; intraciliary transport particle A
Molecular function (GO): protein binding
Source: RefSeq, a predicted model, not a curated record
GGGAGGAAAGGGGACGAAGGUCGCGCGUGCGCAGAUGGAAGCUGCGAUCCAGGCAAAUGGUCGGCGAGAGAAAUAAAGAGGGAGAUGAAGCGAGUAUUUACCAUUUCAGAGAAACUUAUUGCAGGUAACCUUAUACAAUAUCACUGGCAGAAAACGUUGGGUAACUACAUCGCUGUAACUGGGUCUGACCACACAGUGAAGAUCUUUGAUCGACAUGGACACAAAAGGAAUGAGAUUAAUCUUACAGGAGUUUGCAUUUCUAUGGAUUGGGAUAAAGAUGGAGAUGCCUUGGCUGUGAUUGCUGACAAAUCAAAUACUAUCUACCUAUGGGAUGCAAACACUCACAAAACAUCACAGCUGGACAGUGGUAUGAGGGACCAGAUGUCAUUUUUGCUGUGGUCAAAAGCAGGAUCACAACUUGCUGUUGGAACAACCAAAGGAAAUCUGCUUGUCUAUAACUUACAGACUUCCCGUAAAAUCCCAGUCCUUGGAAAACACACAAAACGCAUCACUUGUGGUUGCUGGAGUUCCCAGAAUCUGCUUGCAUUGGGCAGUGAAGACAAAACAAUAACUGUUAGCAAUCAGGAGGGAGAUACCAUUAGGCAGACCACGGUGAGAGCAGAGCCAAGUGACAUUCAAUUCUCGGUGAUGAAGACUGAUGAAAGGGCAUCUGUGGGAGAAAGCACGGUCAGUGCUAUUGUGGGCAAGAAAACACUCUUUCUGUUUAAUUUGGGUGAUCCUGAUAACCCUAUUGAAUUGGCAUUCCAGCAACAUUAUGGAACCAUUAUAUCUUACAGAUGGUAUGGCGAUGGGUACAUCAUGAUUGGCUUCUCUCUAGGUUACUUUAUAGUAAUUUCAACACAUAUUUGUGAGAUUGGCCAAGAACUUUUCCAAGUCCACAACCAUAAGGAUAGUUUAACAAGUAUUGCCAUCUCUCAAUCCUUGAACAAAGCUGCUUCAUGUGGAGACAACUGCAUUAAGAUCCACGAUCUGUCAGAAAUGAAAGAAAUGUAUGCUAUUAUAAACCUGGAUGAUGAAACCAAAGGUCUGGAUCAACUAUCUUGGACAGAUGAUGGACAGUUGCUUGCAGUAUCUACACAGCGUGGGACUCUGCAUGUUUUCCUUACAAAACUUCCAGUUCUUGGAGAUGCCUGUGGAACCCGCAUUGCUUUCCUGACCUCUCUGCUAGAAGUCACAGUGGCCAAUCAUGUUGAGGGAGAACCAGAAAUCACAGUUUCUGUUGAGGUAGAGCCUAACUUUAUUGCUGUAGGCCCAUAUCACGUGGCUGUUGGAAUGAAUAACCGAGCUUGGUUUUAUGCCCUUGGAGAAAAUCGAGUGGCGAAGCUAAAGGACAUGGAAUACUUGGGUACUGUAACUAAUAUGUGCUUGAAUUCCGAUUAUGCAGCAGUACUUUUUGAGGGAAGAGUUCAGCUACAUAUGAUUGAAAUCGAAGGUAUUGAGGCGCAGGAGGAAAGAGAAGCUCGUCUUUUUCCUGGACGUGAUGACAAAUGCCGAGUUACAUGCCAUGCACUUACUGCUGACUUCUUGAUUUACGGGACAGAUACUGGCAUCAUCCAUUAUUUCUUCAUUGAGGACUGGCAAUAUGUGAAUGAAUAUCGACAUUCAGUCAGUAUUCGUAAAGUUUUCCCUGAUCCCACUGGAACCAGAAUGGCAUUCAUUGAUGACAAGAGUGAUGGGUUUGUCUAUUGCCCAGUGAAUGAUAGUGUAUAUGAGAUCCCGAAUUUUCCAACAACUGUCAGAAGCAUCCUCUGGGAACACUUCACAAUGGAUAAAGGAGUCUUUAUUGCUUAUGAUGAUGAUAAAGUAUAUACCUAUGUCUUUCACAAGGGCACAAUUCAAGGGUCCAAGGUCAUACUGGCUGGUGGCACUAAACUUCCAUUUUCUCACAAGCCACUGUCGUUGUAUAACGGGGAGUUAACCUGUCAGAUGCAGAGUGGGAAAAUCAACACUACUCUCUUAACCACGCACUCUUUCCUCAGUGGAUUGAAGGAUCUUGGAAGUAAUGACCUUCAAUCAGUUUUAACCCAGAGUUUAAUGCUGAAAAGGUUUACUGAAGCAUGGGAUGUGUGUAAUAUGCUUAAUGAUCCUGCACCAUGGACGGAGCUAGCACGUGCUUGCCUCCACCAUAUGGAGGUGGAUUUUGCUAUACGUGUAUAUCGAAUGAUUGGAAAUGUAGGAAUGGUCAUUUCAUUGGAACAGAUCAAGGGAAUAGAAGACCACAAUUUACUUGCUGGACAUCUGGCGAUGUUUGCAAAUGAAUUUAAUCUGGCACAGGAUCUGUAUCUGUCUUCCAGCUGUCCAAUUGCUGGUCUGGAGAUGCGGAGGGACUUGCAACAUUGGGACAGUGCUUUGCAGUUAGCAAAACGAUUGGCGCCAGAGCAAAUUCCAUUUAUCUCCAAAGAAUAUGCAAUUCAGCUGGAAUUCACGGGUGACUAUGUGAAUGCACUGGCACAUUAUGAGAAAGGCAUGACUGGAGAUAAUAAGUACCUCGACCAUGACGAAAAUUGUUCAGCUGGAAUUGCAAGAAUGUCAAUACGCAUGGGUGAUAUUCGACGUGGAGUCAACCAGGCCAUCAGACACAACAGCAGAGUUUUGAAAAAAGACUGCGGUGCUCUUCUAGAGAGCAUGAAGCAAUUCUCCGAGGCUGCGCAACUAUAUGAAAAAGGACAGUAUUAUGAGAAGGCUGCAUCUGUUUACAUCCGUUGUAAAAAUUGGGCAAAGGUUGGUGAGCUUCUGCCUCAUGUAUCAUCUCCUAAAAUACAUCUACAGUAUGCAAAAGCUAAAGAAGCUGAUGGCAGAUAUAAAGAAGCUGCAACAGCUUAUGAAAAUGCCAAAGAUUGGGACAACGUAAUUCGAAUUCAUUUGGAUCAUCUCAGUAAUCCAGAAGAAGCUGUUCGUAUCAUCCGAGAAACCCAGUCAAUUGAUGGAGCCAAAAUGGUAGCCAGGUUUUUCCUGCAUCUCGGUGACUAUGGCUCUGCCAUUCAAUUCUUGGUGAUGUCUAAGUGUAAUGAUGAAGCCUUCCGACUCGCACAGCAACACAAUCAAAUGGAAAUUUAUGCUGACAUCAUUGGUUCUGGUGCCAGUAAUGAGGACUAUCAGAGUAUUGCAUUGUACUUUGAAGGUGAAAAAAAACAUUUCCUUGCUGGAAAAUUCUUCAUGCUUUGUGGCCAGUAUACCCGAGCAUUGAAGCACUUCUUGAAAUGUCCAGUGUGUGAAGAUGGCCAAGCCAUUGAGAUGGCUAUCGAAGCAGUUGGACAAGCCAAGGAUGAAAUUCUAACCAAUCAGCUGAUAGAUUACCUGAUGGGUGAAGGAGAUGGAAUGCCCAAGGAUGCAAAAUAUCUUUUCCGCCUAUAUAUGGCAUUAAAGCACUAUCGGGAAGCAGCAAGAACAGCCAUAAUCAUUGCUAGAGAAGAACAAUGUGCAGGAAACUAUAGGAAUGCACACGAUGUGCUUUUUAGCAUGUACACCGAGCUCAAAGCACAGAAGAUCAAAAUCCCUUCAGAAAUGGUAACAAACCUUAUGAUUCUGCACAGCUACAUCCUGGUGAAGACUCAUGUGAAGCGUGGGGACCACAUGAAAGGAGCAAGGAUGCUUAUCCGAGUGGCAAACAACAUUAGCAAGUUUCCAUCUCAUAUCGUGCCCAUUCUGACAUCAACGGUAAUUGAAUGUCACCGAGCUGGGUUGAGGAAUUCUGCCUUUAGCUUUGCUGCCAUGCUGAUGAGACCGGAGUACAGGAACAAAAUUGAUGCAAAAUAUAAAAAGAAGAUCGAGGCUAUGGUUAGGCGUCCUGAUGCUUCUGAAGUGGAAGAAUUAAUUACACCGUGCCCAUACUGUGCUUUUCAGUUACCUGAGUGCGAGCUACUAUGUCCAGGCUGUAAAAACAAUCUGCCUUACUGCAUAGUUACUGGUCGCCAUAUGGUGAAGGAUGACUGGACAGUUUGCCCUCAUUGUGACUUUCCUGGAUUGUAUUCAGAGUUCAAAAUAAUACUAGCUACAGAGAAGACCUGUCCAAUGUGUGCAGAAAAACUGAGCGCAGAGCAGUUGUCAAAAAUCGUUGAGCCAGCACCGUACUUCCUGCACGAGGAUGCUGAUUAAGAGAAGGUUGAAUGAAGCUUGCAAUGUACAAGUUAUUUUGCAGAUUCAGCAGGAGACGCUCAAGACACCAAGUAUGAAGCUCUAAUGCAAGCUUAGUGUAGAUCUAGUUUCAUUUUUAAAUAUUUAUGGACAGAAAAUGUAUAUAAUCACUUUGCGGAAAUGCAAAUUACAUUUAUAUUAUGUAUUAAAUUUUUAAUAAAGUUUUUAGUAAAUGCA